This is a messenger RNA of Bicyclus anynana (squinting bush brown), 855 nucleotides long. RefSeq names its product SRR1-like protein. Gene Ontology annotation, biological process: microtubule-based process. NCBI's taxonomy places the organism in Eukaryota, Metazoa, Arthropoda, Insecta, Lepidoptera, Nymphalidae. The transcript has 2 exons. Bases 37 to 855 code for a protein of 272 amino acids. The record is from RefSeq and is a predicted model, not a curated record. Gene Ontology annotation, cellular component: cytoplasm; nucleus.
AUUUUAUUGUCUCUGUGAAAGUGAAAUGAAAAUAAAAUGUCAAAAUCAAAAAUUGACAGCGAUGGUUUUCAACUUGUUUCAACAAAAAAAUCUUCGAAAAAGAAAGUUUUAGUGCCUCGUAACGAUCUACACCUUAAACUCGAUAGUAAAAUAGACAUUGAAAAAUCAUUUAAACGGAUCGAAACUGCUGUGGGUGAAUUAGAGUGCUCAGAGUAUUUGAAGAGUGUUAUUAAAGCCGUGAGUAAUUUUUUAAACGACAAAAACAUAGUAGAAAUCAUAUGUUUUGGUCUCGGUCAUAUCGGAGAAAGCAAUAUUUCAAGAUACCAGUUAGCACUGUUAUUGUGUUUGAGAAACAAGUUUAACCCUGACAAAGUUCUUGUACACGACCCAAUAUUCUACACUGACGAGUGUGAACUGCUGAAAAAGUUAAAUUUAACUCUUAUAGAGGAAAAUACAGAAGGCAAUUACAUAAUAACCAAAAAGGGUACUUCUCUAGUGUAUUUACCUCAUUGUCCAAAACAGCUCACUAACAACUUCCUUUGGAGUAACUGGGGACUUAAUUUGGAAAAUUGCAUUCUUCUCUGCAACAGUUUCACAUCUAUCACUGAGAUAUCAGACAGAAUAUUAUCAGAAACUGUUCCAUACAUACAGAAAAUACUAUCAUUGACUCAAGAAGUAUAUUUAGACAAUAAUUUUGUGUUCAAAGAUAUUUUUAACGAUACCUCAUUACAUUUCUUUACUAAAAAACUUUUAGAGUCUGUAUCAUCAGAUUUUUGGAACAAUAAAGAAAAGCCGCAGUAUACAAAUGAUGUUGAGUUUAUAACGUCUCUAAUAAUUCACAAAUUGACUGUAUGA